GUAUUAUUGACUUUAAAUAGGACCUUAAAGAAAGUUUAUGUCAUAUGAAUUAUCUUAUUUGUUUGCCAAACUUGUAACAAAACUUCAAGACUGGUUUUUUCAUCAAAGAUCAAAAGCCACUAAUAACUACUGUAUUAAUACAUUGGUAUAUAUAUGCAUUAAAAACCCACCAAUAAAUAAAUAUUUGAUGAAGCAGAACGAUGCACUGCAGCCUAAAAUCCUACAUAUAUUUUUCUGCUACGUAUAUCAUGUUCUCUAAGCUUCCCUCGAAUAACUAUUUUUUUUCCCCCCUUCUCUUUUUCUCGAUCAGGGGCAUUAUGGAACUGAAGUGCUUGUUGCUUAAUUCUGCGGUUUACCCAAGUACUCUUAGGGGGGAUCUCUGACAAUGUUAGCAAGCAAAGCAUGGAUACCUUAGCCUGCAGUGAAGUGAACGCUGAAGGAAACUCAAAGAGCUUAAACGUUGCACCACAACAAGUGGUUGCAGAGAUUAGAAAUUCCAAGGAAGAAUACCCAAAUGGGUUCCAACUGCCUCUUCAUUAUCCAAGGUACACCAAGCUAGAUUAUGAGAAGAAGGGAGAGUGGAAGUUGGACAUGCUUCUGAAAACAUAUGGACUCAGCUUUGUGGGUUCCCUGGAAAAGAAAAGGGCUUAUGCUAUUGGAACUUUCCUAUGGCCAGAUCAACUUUGAAUACACGCACACACACACAUAUAUAUCCUUUGGAUAUUUACUUUCAAAAUUCUA
Messenger RNA from Ziziphus jujuba (common jujube), 741 nucleotides. RefSeq lists its product as uncharacterized. NCBI's taxonomy places the organism in Eukaryota, Viridiplantae, Streptophyta, Magnoliopsida, Rosales, Rhamnaceae. The record is from RefSeq and is a predicted model, not a curated record. The coding region runs from base 403 to 687 and encodes 94 amino acids. The transcript has a single exon.